Molecule: messenger RNA, 583 nt
Organism: Drosophila rhopaloa
Lineage: Eukaryota; Metazoa; Arthropoda; Insecta; Diptera; Drosophilidae
Product: keratin-associated protein 19-2
Exons: 2
Coding region: 49-384 (111 amino acids)
Source: RefSeq, a predicted model, not a curated record
UCCAGCUAUCCAGCAAUCCAGCUAUCCAGCAACCUCUGCAGCAGCAACAUGAAGUUCUUGUGUGUUUUCUUAAUCCUGGCCGUUUGUUUGGUGGGCACCUGGGCAGCCGUUUCGGAGCCCGCUCCUGAAGCCCUGGAGCCAGAGCCAUCCGCCGUGGACGAGAAGAAGACGGAGAAGCGAGGCAUCUACGGAUUCGCCCACGGAUACGGUGGCUACGGUGGCUACGGGGGAUACGGUGGCUACGGACAUGGACAUGGCCACUACGGCGGCUACGGACUGGGCAGUCCCUACUACGGCGGCUACGGAUACGUUCACUCGGCGCCCUACUACGGCGGACACCACGGCUACUAUCCGUACCACCACGGGCACUACGGCUUCUACUAGGAGCCCCACCUGUCCAUGAUCAUAAUGCAUUCUGUUUUUUUUCUCGAUCGCUUCAUGCUCAUCACUGCACUAUCAUACAUUUAUAUAUAUUUGUUUUCGUGAAUCAUUUUCCACAAAAUAAAUGUUUUGCAAAUAGCUUUACGAAUGUCUUUCAAUUUUAAAGUUACAAAAGCCAUGGAAUAUCACAAAAUAUAAAUAU